CAGCAUCUCCGGAGCUGCGGAGCGAAGCAUAGGACAGAAACACAGUGUUCACAAACACAAUGAGCUGGAAUUAACUCACCGACUGUCCGCCGCGAUGCCCGAACCGGAUAUUUAACCACCGAACCUCCUCGUCUGCUUCGGAUCAGCGCGGAGAGCGGACUUUAAUUCAUCAAUGAGAUCUGCGGAGAGGUUCUGCCGCUCGGUGGAAACGCAGAAAAACACAAGAUGAAGAAGCAGUUCAACCGCAUGAGACAGCUCGCCAACCAGACAGUAGGCAGAGCUGAAAAAACAGAAGUAUUGAGUGAGGACCUACUGCAGGUCGAGAAACGACUGGAGUUGGUCAAGCAAGUUUCCCACAGCACACACAAGAAGCUGACUGCCUGUCUGCAGGGUCAGCAGGGUGUGGACGUGGACAAGAAGUCUGUCAGGUCGCCCUCGAAAAAGCUUCCUCUUACAACACUUGCACAAUGUAUGGUGGAGGGGGCGGCCGUGCUGGGGGACGAGUCUCUCCUGGGGAAGAUGCUGAAGCUCAGUGGCGAGACGCAGGAAAAACUGGCUCAGGAGCUCAUCUCAUUCGAACUCACCAUCGAGAAGGAUGUGAUCGAACCGCUGUGUGACCUAGCAGAGGUGGAAAUCCCAAACAUCCAGAAACAAAGGAAACAUUUAGCAAAACUGGUCCUGGACAUGGACUCUGCUCGCACAAGGUACUACCAGUCUAACAAAUCCUCGGGACUAUCCAGCAAUCUGCAGCCAACAGGAGCCAAGGCCGACCACCUCAGGGAAGAGAUGGAGGAGGCAGCCAACCGCAUGGAGAUCUGUCGAGAUCAGUUAUCAGCCGACAUGUACAGUUUUGUGGCCAAAGAAAUAGACUAUGCAAGCUACUUCCAGACAUUGAUAGAAGUCCAGGCAGAGUACCACAGGAAAUCGUUAGAGCUGCUUCAGUGUGUUUUGCCGCAGAUCAAAGCUCAUCAGGAGACCUGGGUGGAAAAACCAUGCUACGGGAAAUCAUUAGAGGAGCACUUAGCGCUGAGUGGGAGAGAUAUCGCCUUUCCUAUUGAAGCCUGUGUCACUAUGCUGCUGGAGUGCGGCAUGCAAGAGGAGGGUUUGUUCCGAAUCGCUCCUUCGGCCUCCAAGCUGAAGAAGCUGAAGGCGUCUCUGGACUGUGGCGUGAUGGACGUCCAGGAGUUUUCCACAGACCCACACGCCAUUGCAGGUGCUUUAAAGUCGUACCUGCGUGAACUCCCCGAGCCACUAAUGACCUUUGAGCUCUACAGUGACUGGAUCCAGGCCUCCAACAUUCAGGACCAGGAGAAGAGGCUGCAGGCUCUGCUGGGCGCCUGCGAGAAGCUGCCGUGUGCCAACAACAGCAACUUCAAGUAUUUGAUCAAGUUUCUCUCCAAGCUGACUGAAUACCAGGAUGUGAACAAAAUGACUCCUGGAAACAUCGCCAUCGUCCUCGGCCCCAACCUGCUGUGGACUCACGAUGAAGGUAACAUCACAGAGAUGAUGACGACCGUCUCCCUUCAGAUCGUCGGCAUCAUCGAGCCCAUCAUCCAGCACGCCGACUGGUUCUUCCCUGGAGAAAUUGAGUUUAAUGUCACUGGGAACUACGGAAGCCCAGUGCACACCAACCACAACGCCAACUACAGCCUGAUGCCGUCUCCGGACCUGGAUCAGGUGGACCGGAGGCAGAACGAUCAGAACCGACGGCCGCUGAGCGUCGCCACGGACAACAUGAUGCUGGAGUUCUACAAGAAAGACGGCAUAAGGAAGAUCCAAAGCAUGGGUGUCAGGGUGAUGGACACUUCUUGGGUGUCACACAGGGGUCCGUCAUCAACGCGUAAAACAUCCUCAACACCGCCAAACGUGCACCCCUCUACCCCGCCCGCUGACGCUCCCAUCCCCGAGCAGCCUGGGGAUUUCUACGCGUCCCCGUCCCCCACCCCUCCUCCCACUAGCAGCGACCGAGCCAGCUCAGACGAUGCUUCUUCCAACUGGUCCGACUCCUGUUACGUCUAUCCCUCCCCUGAGGAGGAGCGGCCGCCUCCCCCUUAUCCCUCCUUCUGUUCCUCCUCCUCUUUCUCCUCUUGCUCCUCCAACUCGUUCCCUCUCCACUAUAGCUACACCCGAGCACUGCAGAGUAUGCGUCCCGCCGCUCCCACUCCUGAAUCCGUCGUGCCCCCUGGUCCGUCCCCUCCGCCACGCCUAGCCGGAUGCAGCCCGCCCCCGUUCCCCUUCUCCCCGUGCCCGUCUCCCCAGCAGCUUGACGUCAACUCCAACCCCAAACCUAACUCUCUGCACCUGCCCAAACGGGCCUCCCUGCCCGACACUAUGCAUGCGACCUCAUCCGAAACGAAUGGCUCCACCCUUUACAUCAAACCCCCGCUCGUUCUUACCCGUCACGACCUGUUCCUGGGUUCCCCUAAACCCCCCAAUGCCCCUGUUUCUGCUCCCCCUCCGUGGGCAGCCUCUGCCUGUAGCCGGGAGAAAGGAGCCAAGCUGAAGAGCACUCUGAAAAACAAAGAGCUGUCUCCGGUGAUCGGACAAAAGGGACUCCAAGGAGUAGUGACCCCUAGUGGACAGUCACAGCACUCUGAGCACAGCCCACACAGUCUGAGGAGAGCAAAGAAGCUUGCCCCUAUCCCACCAAAAGGCCCUUACUGCCAGACAGGAGCCAUGUCAGACCAGUCGACAGGUCAACCGUCUCCAGUCAGUCUGUCGCCCACCCCUCCAAGCACACCCUCCCCUUACGGCUUCAGCUACCCACAGGGUUAUGCCACCAUUGGUUCCCCGAGCCAGUCCCAGACGGCAACCACCCCAUCUCUGUCUUCUCCGCCCUCGCUGGCAGGCACACUCACCAAGCCCAGACCAACCCCUAAGCCUCCCCGCCAGAGGCCCAACCUGCCUCCGCCUCAACCCCCCUCCACACCCGGCACCAGCCCCCAGCCUCUGGAACAUUCAUCCGGUCUCCUGGACGGUUUACCCCCUGGGGAAAGCAUGUCCACAGAUUCCCUCUGCAACUUGGACAUCCCCGUCAUCAACAUGGAGCUGGACAGCAUCUUCGACUUGACGCACAUCUCCCCCUUCAGGAACUCAGAGGCGCUUCCGCUGUCGCCAAAAAGCAAAGCAGACUCUGAGGAGGAGUCCGAAAGCACAGUGCUAUGACCCAACAUCGCAUCGUGUCCCGUCAGACCUCACCCGCCCUUCAUCCAGAGGAACCGACAUGUAAAAACAAGCUCCUCUUCUCAAGGAGCUUUCCAUUUCAUCUACGAUUAGCAUUUUACAGUUCCAUUUCCUGGAUUAUUUUAAGAUUUUUUUUCUAUGUUUUCUAUUUGUUUUUGCCUUAUUUAAAUCACAUGCAAUAUUGCCUUUAACGCCACGCAGGAGGCUGUCUGGAUGCUGGAGGAAUGGGAGUUCCCCGCUGCUGCUGCUGCUGCUGCUGCUGCUGUGUAAUGAGUGACACAACAUCACCCCUCGUUUCCCACACCGAUACAUUUUUCCCCUUCACUCCCCUCACUCCUCAGGGGUGUCCGUCUGAAAUGCCUCGCUCGUGUAGUUCUGUCCAGCCUGAGCGUUCACUGUGAGUGUCGGUAUGCGUGUGCGUGUGUGACGUGACAAUUGUACGACAUGAUGUUGCACUUGUUGGUGUGGUGGAGCAAAAGCAGGAGUGCAUUGUUUUAGACCAAUGGGCGAUAAUGUGCUUUUCUUUAAAAACAACAAAAAAAGACAUUCAGUUAGGAUAUCAGACACUGGAUAUUUAUUGUUUAUACAAUAUAUUUUCAGAGUAAAUGAGAUGUUGACAAUAGGAAUCCAAUCAGAUCAUAUUUUGUAUGAAGUUUUACAGGGGACAUUUUCACUUUUAAUGGAUGCAGGCAGGGAGCUUGAAAAUAUAUGACAUGCAUACUGUAGUUUAUGAAAGAUUGAGAAAUCCAGACUCUAAUUAUUUUGGCAGCAAUCAAAGCUGCAUGGGACCUUUUUAUAUUUCAUUCCUCAGUCUGGAGAAGGUUUACGAUAAUAUGGAUGAGUAGGACUGGUAUUAUGACCCCUGGACUUUCCAACAAAGCUGCUAUAGUGCCAGUGCAGGACGCUGCUACCCCAGCUUCUCCACUGUGGAAGAAAAGCCCACUCUCUCUGUGACAUUAUCAGACAUGUACUCCAAGAAUACAUGGGGAGAGGAAAGAAAAUGAUGCUUGAUUUUCUGUUUUGUUUAUUUUUUUAGGUCAAAACCUGUAAAAAAAAAACAACACAAAUCCAUAAAAAAUUAGUUAACAAAAUAACAGAGUGUAAUUUAAGCUCAGAGUAGAUGCAUCUGUUCUGUGAAGGUUUGUUAGAGGAUAUUGAUGAAAUCUGGCUUUGAUGGAAGAGAGGCAGGAAGAAAGACAUGAGGGGAGCGGUUUCCAGGAUCUGUAGUCAGAUGAAACCCAAACUUGUUCAUUAAAAAAAACCAAGUGAGAUGUGAGUCUGUCAAUGUACAUCUUGAACACGACGUUCCCGAUCAUGGCGAUGCUUUGCUUCAGCAGAGAGAGAAAAGCCGGUCGGAUCUGACUGGAAAGAAGGGUAGAUGUAAAAAAAAGUAUUCCUUCAGGAAGCAAUCAUUUCUCAAUAGUGGAGGGUCCAGACCUUCUGUACAAAGCAAAUCAUAUAACCAGACAACCUUCCAACGCAACAUACAACCAGAUCUAUAAAGAUUUGUUUAUAUCUAAGUAAAUCUAUGUUAAAACGGCGCAGUCAGACUGAGAAUUGAUCUUCACAGACUCUCCAUUCGAUCUGAUGGAGUUUGAUGUGCAAACUCUGGCAGAGAGCCUAAAAUACUGUAACCGCAGUGAAACGUGGUUCUGCGAAGGCAUGCCUGAACUUUACAGAUUUUUUUUAUUUGUAAAAUGUUUUAGAUCCAUGCAUCAUUGUCCUUCCACUUCAGCCAUGUGGAUGCUUUUCCGAGGCGUUGCGUCAUGAGUGCAGCUGCCUGCAUCACAGUUAUCUUUACACUGGAACAGAUUUCUCCCAGUUCUAACAAGUAAAGCACUUUGGGUAGAAGAUAAUGGGGCUCUUCACUCACUAUGAAGCUGGUAUAGCUGGUUCUAUUAAAAAUGCAGCAGCUCUUUAGCUACGUCAUCUUAAACUAUCUCUGCAGUGGAUGCUUUUCCUGCUACAGCAAGAUAACAAGAUCUGGCAGCAGCAGCAGCUUAGUACUGGAACCAGUUUGUGUUGUGCUGCACUCCAGGCUUCACAUGAGAAAUAACCCAAGCAGUCUGUUGUCAUAUCAUAACAACAACAACAACAACAAAAAAAGACAGAUCUUAAGCGCCACCAGAAAGAAAAUGUGCUGUAUUUUUAUGAAUAAGCACAUAUUUAUUUAUUUAUUUAUUUCAUCACAGUGCCAUUACACCUGCAGUUCCAGUUUAUAGGAAACGCUGAUGAUGCUGAUAUUUUUUUUGGGGGUGCGGGGGGUUUACUGGUGAUCCAGAGGCAAGUGCAAAGAUAUCUGUAUAUUUGUUUAUUUUGAUGAGAGUAUUUAUAGAUAUAUGUCUGAGUGCGGUUUACUUGGUGUAAGGAGCAGCGAGGAUUUGCGCUUCACGUGAAUCUUGUCUGAGGAUUUAAGAAAAAAAAAAAAAGAAAUUACGUAUUCAGACACAGGACCAGAUUUUUUUCUGCUGCCGCAUUAAAACUUGAAAAUCAGUCAAACUGAUGUAACGAGGUUAGGAACAGCAGCAGUUUGCUACAUGCCUUGUGGAGGGUUUCGUCGUGACCCAUUCAACCUGUAGGACCUUCGGUUUCUGUCCUGAGAACGUCCACUGUGCUGCUCUGCCAUCGCCUCUCUGUAAGUGCGAAAUUACAAAACCACAGGACUUUUGUAAAUCUUGAUGCGUCUGUACAUAUUUAUUCUGUACAUACGGACAACAGGAAGAGUCAGAUAUAUCGAAAUCUAUUCUCAUUUACUGAAAACUAAACACGCUGUACAUAUAUGAUUAUAAUGUUGGUGGUUGUAGCACAAUAGUGUCACAUUUACACAUCAGAUGUUGGCUUCACUUUUCUACAUGGAAUCAUAGUGUUUGUGUUGCACACUUCCUGACCUUUCAGUCCUGUUUUUAGCUUUAUAGGUAGAAAAAACAGACAAUACCACAUCUAUGUUUGUCUUUUGCUUCUUGGUCUGACAAGUCAUUGCAGCCACAUGAUGCAGGAUGACGUUUAACUGGAUACUCAAGUUAUUUUGGCCAUUUGUUUUUACAUUUGAAUGUGUGAAUGUGUAUAUUUUAGUUCUAAUUAUUUACACUACUUGACAGCAGAAACUGCACCUGUGAUCGUGGGAUUGGUCAUGCUGCACCUGUCAGCAAAACUGCCUGAUAGUCUAGAUCAGGGGUGUCAAACUCAUUUUUGUUUUGGGCCAAAUCAAGAUCAUGAAUGCUCUUAAAGGGCCGGUCGUGCCAGAAUGUAUUGAUAAAACCUGUUCACAAACUGUUAAAAUAUCAAUGAA
Molecule: messenger RNA, 6472 nt
Organism: Gambusia affinis (western mosquitofish)
Lineage: Eukaryota; Metazoa; Chordata; Actinopteri; Cyprinodontiformes; Poeciliidae
Product: rho GTPase-activating protein 44-like
Exons: 22
Coding region: 226-3165 (979 amino acids)
Biological process (GO): signal transduction; regulation of actin cytoskeleton organization; regulation of dendritic spine morphogenesis
Cellular component (GO): dendritic spine; leading edge membrane; postsynaptic density
Molecular function (GO): GTPase activator activity; protein binding
Source: RefSeq, a predicted model, not a curated record